UCGCUGUGGCCCUGGGUUUCCUCUCUGCGGAGGGAUGGCGCUCGUCGUCCCUGUGCUCCGGCUGGCCGUCUGCAUCCUGGCCUUUCCCAUGUACCUGCUGAACUUUCUGGGCCUGUGGAGCUGGAUAUGCAAGAAGUGCUUCCCCUACUUCUUGGUCAGGUUCACGGUGAUGUACAACGAGCAGAUGGCGAGCAGGAAGCGGGAGCUCUUCAGCAAUCUGCAGGAGUUCGCAGACCCCUCCGGGAAGCUCUCCCUGCUGGAGGUGGGCUGUGGCACCGGGGCCAACUUCAAGUUCUACCCACCCGGGUGCAGGGUGACCUGUGUCGACCCCAACCCCAACUUCGAGAAGUUUUUGAUCAAGAGCGUCGCCGAGAACCGACACCUGCAGUUCGAGCGCUUCGUGGUGGCCGCCGGGGAGGACAUGCGUCAGGUGGCCGACGGCUCAGUGGACGUGGUGGUCUGCACCCUGGUCCUGUGCUCGGUGAAGGACCAGGAGCAGAUCCUCCGUGAGGUGCGCCGGGUGCUGAGGCCGGGAGGGGCUUUUUAUUUCAUGGAGCACGUGGCAGCUGAGCGCUCUACCUGGAAUUCCUUCUGGCAACAGGUCUUGGAUCCCGUCUGGUACCUUCUGUUUGAUGGGUGCAAUCUGACCAGAGAGAGUUGGAAGGCCCUGGAACGGGCCAGCUUCUCCAAGCUGAAGCUGCAACACAUUCAGGCCCCCCUGUCCUGGGAGCUGGUGCGCCCCCACAUCUAUGGGUAUGCUGUGAAGUAGCGGGGGGGGAAGUGCAAGAACUCACAGAACGCAAGGCUUCAGUUUUGCCCUUAAAAUACUGAUUGGAAGAAGGAAACCCCUUGUGUUUAGGUAAAGUUGAAUUUCAUCCUUAAAAUCUUCUAUUAUAUCCUAUUUAGCCAUUUUCUGUUGUCUCCCAAAGAAUUAAAACCCAAACCAAACAAAAAAAA
Molecule: messenger RNA, 957 nt
Organism: Carlito syrichta (Philippine tarsier)
Lineage: Eukaryota; Metazoa; Chordata; Mammalia; Primates; Tarsiidae
Gene: TMT1A
Product: methyltransferase like 7A
Exons: 2
Coding region: 35-769 (244 amino acids)
Molecular function (GO): S-adenosylmethionine-dependent methyltransferase activity
Source: RefSeq, a predicted model, not a curated record